Molecule: messenger RNA, 1131 nt
Organism: Rotaria socialis
Lineage: Eukaryota; Metazoa; Rotifera; Eurotatoria; Philodinida; Philodinidae
Source: the annotation of a GenBank genome assembly
AUGAUGGCAACUACAACUACUUUUUCUCGGGAUAAACGUUCACAAAAUCCACGCAAAGUGUUUUCACCUUCAACAGCAUCUGUAUCACUACCAACUCAUUAUCUCAUCUAUAUGGAAGAUACAGUAUCAUUUCUAAUUGUUGCACGUACUAGCAUAAAAUAUAUACAAGGACAAAUGGCAUCGUUAAUAAUCAAUAAAAAGAAACUUGUUGGAGAAAUUGUUGUUUCAGGUACUUUUGUUCGUUGUCAAACCGAAUUAAAUAAAAUACAAAAAACUUCUCAAUCAAUGGACGAAGAUAGUAAUGAAAGUGAAUCGGAAAAUUGUCAAUUGGAUGAAGAUGCUCGUUCAGUAGAGAAAGAUCAAGAAAACAAUAAAAUACAAGAUUUCGGUGAAGAAUCUGAAGCUGAAAAAUCUCCUGAUGAAAAUUUUAAUAAUCGAAGUUCUAACAAAAAACGAAAAUCUCAAUCCUCUUAUUUAUCUCAAUCGAAAAAACGACUCAAGCGACGAAUUCUGGACGAAAAUAUUGAUAAUGGAUCAGAUAAUGAAGAGGAAAUUGCAUUAUGCUUAGCACCCAAAAAAUGCAAGAAUUUAUCAAAUAAAGAUGAUCGUUUAAAGUCAAUUGAAAAUAAAAUGGACGAUUUCAAUCAAUGUAUGAAGAAAAUGAGUCAUUCGAUGCGUCAGAUGGCAUCAUAUUCAAAUAAAAUAACUUCACACAAUCUCGAUAUUUAUCGAGAUCCAAAUUCUCAAGAAAAUUUUACUGACAAAGUUGAUCAUAAUGGUACAAAUUUAGUUAUAAUUGUUGGAAGAGAUUUUGGUGAUUUUGCUCGUAAAGUAAUGCGUGUUCUAUAUUCAGAGGAAGAACGUAAAACACAUAUUUUACCACCUGGUCGACCUCAUUUAUCUCGAAAACCUCUUGAUUCAAAUAGAUUUGCUCUUCUUAAUGAUGCUGUCCGGGUGAAAUAUCGAUUAUCAAAGCACUUAUACGACGAUUUCUUUAAGUAUCAUUUACGACCAAAACUCAGUGAUUUUCUAGUCGAAGAGCGUCGUCGAGAAAGUAACACAAUUGUACGUAAUCAAGCCAAAUCAGUCGUUUCUCAAAUAGCAACACAAUCACAACCAGGUGAAGAAUAG